Molecule: messenger RNA, 912 nt
Organism: Blepharisma stoltei
Lineage: Eukaryota; Ciliophora; Heterotrichea; Heterotrichida; Blepharismidae
Source: the annotation of a GenBank genome assembly
AUGGCUGAUCUCACACAUGCAAUUGCUGGGUCUUUUGCUGCUGUAAUGACUGCAUCAAUGGUGCAGCCUUUAGAUGUCAUAAAAACUGGAAUUCUUACACAAACUCGCCCAAUUACAAUAAGAGAAGCAUUUGCGCUGAUAUACGAAACUUAUGGAUUUAAAGGAUUUUGAAGAGGCCUAAAGCCUGCAGCUUAUAAAUCUUUUAUGGCAGGAGGUAUCCAAUUUUCAUUACUUGAAAUGUUUAACAAACUUCUAAAAUCUGAAAAAUCAAUUACAAGUCGAUUUUUGCAUGAUAGCCAGUCAGCAGGUCUCUCAAGACUUGCAGUAAUCACAGCACUUUCUCCUUUAAGCAUAAUAAAGCUGAGAAUGGAGGCGCCACAAUUUAAUCAAUAUUCUAGCGUUAGUGAUGCUUUUGUGAAAAUUUUUAGAGAAGAAGGAAUAAGAGGAUUUUAUAAAGGCUUAUUUUCAAAUUUACUAUCCUUGCCAACUUAAUUUUUUCAAAAAAUAAUUUAAUAUAUAAAAAUAAAAUAAAAUUAUUUUAAUUAAAGAGUAAGGGAUUUACCUUACUCUGCAUUAGCAUAUGCAUUUUAUGAGCAAUACUCUAUGUUUAUAUACUAUAUCACUGGAAUGGACAAGGGGUAUUCACUCAAUAAUUUUGUUUCUGGUGUCUCAGCUGGAUUUACAGCGUGCCUAAUAACCCAGCCUUUUGAUAUCAUGAAAACAAGACUGCAAUUUGCUGAUGUUGGAGGACAAAAAGUGAGAGGACUUUUCUGUGGCUUAGUUGGGAUAUGGAAUGAAGAAGGAUUAAGAGGAUUCACCAGAGGGUUAACAGUCAGAGUAGUAGAAAGGUCCUGCUCUUUUGGGAUUGUAUGGCUGCUCUAUGAAAAAGCGAAGCUGGGAUUGAAAAAAUAG